Molecule: messenger RNA, 2217 nt
Organism: Ipomoea nil (Japanese morning glory)
Lineage: Eukaryota; Viridiplantae; Streptophyta; Magnoliopsida; Solanales; Convolvulaceae
Product: protein FAR1-RELATED SEQUENCE 5-like
Exons: 6
Coding region: 1-2217 (738 amino acids)
Biological process (GO): regulation of DNA-templated transcription
Molecular function (GO): zinc ion binding
Source: RefSeq, a predicted model, not a curated record
AUGGAAGAAUUCGAUCGAGUUCCCAUUGACAUUCAAUCUACCAACAACCCCAGUUUGAGUCCCAGCAGUAGUAGCAAUGGUCAUACAUUGACCAUAUCUCUUGGAAUGACACAGUAUUGGACUCCUCACUUUGGGUUUGACACGAGGUCUAGUUCCGUCGUUACAGCACGUGACGGGACAAAAAUUCAAAAGCAAAUCGUUUGCAACAGAGAAGGAUUUAAGAAUACAGGAGCUCAACAUUGUCACUCGCAGUCAAGUGCAGAUGCAGGGGAAGGUCCUUCCCGUCCAAAGCGGCGAAGGGUUUCAAACAGAACUGGUUGCAGAGCUAGGAUUAUGUUUAAGUACAUUGGAGCAGCUGGGUACCAAGUUACAACUUUUAUUGAAAAACAUAAUCACAGCAUGUCUUCGGUUCUGGCAAGGCAGUUUCUAAAGGGAAAUAGAAACAUCUCCAGUGUUCACCAGAAGUUUAUACUCGAUUGCGCUAAAGCAAAUAUUGGAGCAUCAAAAUCACACGGUUUAUACAGUCAGAUUGUGGGGGAUUACUCUGAAGUUGGAGCAACUGUAGUGGACUUUAAAAAUGUCAGAAGGGAUCUUAGAGCAUACAUAUUGGGAGCUGUUGCACAAAUACUGGUGCAUAAUCUUAUUAAGAAACAAGAGAUGUGCCCUGCAUUUGCUUUUGACUAUGAAGUUGAUGAAGAUGAGCAGAUGAGCAGACUGUUUUGGGCAGAUCCAAUGUCAAAAAAGAAUUUUGCUGCAUUUGGAGAUGUUGUCUCUUUUGAUGCCACGUACUCAACAAACAGGUACGAUCGGGCAAUGGGUAUGGAACCAAGAAUAAUUGUCACCGAUCAAGAUCCAGCUAUGAAAGUGGCGAUUCCAACAGUUUUCAAGCAAGCCAGGCAUCGUUAUUGCAUGUGGCACAUCAUGUGUAAAGUUGGGGAAAAGGUGGGUCCUACACUGAACAAGGAUGAGGAAUUCAGGAACAAACUGAACUCAAUCGUUUGGACGUCAUCUUUGGAACCUCCUGAUUUUGAGAAGCAGUGGAGAGAGCUCAUGGAAAAGUACAACUUAGUCGAGUACAAUUGGUUUACAACUAUGUUUGAGGCUAGAAAGCAUUGGAUCCUAGCGUAUUUUAGAGAUAGCUUUAUGGGGGGUUUUCUUAGAACAACUUCUCGUUCCGAAAGUGAGAACUACACGUACAACCGUUUUACUGGUCCCCAAUCAAGCCUAGUUGAAUUCAUGAUGAACUUUGACAAUGCUCUUAAAUCACAACGUAACACAAAUGCAAAGCUCAACAGUGACAACGAAGGCUACAAUCCAGAUAUGAAGACGCCUCUAGGGAUUGAAAAACACGCUUCAAUCGUCUACACCAUUACUGUUUUCUAUCAAGUUCAGGAAGAAAUAUGUGCCUCCUGUUUCAAAUGUAUGGUGUUGAGUGUUAGAGAAGACGGUGGAAUGUUGCACUAUGAUAUUAUGGAUGGAAAGAACAAAAGAUUUACUGUGGUGCACAAUGUAAAUGACCAUGAGGCCAAAUGCAGUUGCAAGAUGUUUGAGAUGGUUGGACUGUUGUGUAGACACAUAUUUGUGGUCUUUAGAGACCUUGAAAGGAUCCCUCUGAAGUACGUGGUUAAUCGGUGGACUAAGGAUGCAUCUUUAAAAGCUACAUUUGAAAUAGAUGGUGUCAUUUAUGAUCAGAAUGGACCAAAGGAUGAAAAGAAGAUGUUGCUGAACAAAGUGUGGUCUGAUAUACACUGCUGUAUGGAUCUGGCAGGUUCAAACAUGGAGCAAUUGACUGCAUUUUCCCAAGUGAUUAAUGAACAGAAACAACUGCUACUGUCAGGAAAGGAGAAAUUGUCCCCUCAGCACAGCAGGAGAACUGUUAUAGAAUCAUAUUGUGGAUCAACAGAAAUUUCAGAGAUCAACAUACUUCCACCGAAACAGGCAAGGAACAAGGGCAGCGGCAAGCGCAUCAAAAGCAGCAAGGAGUUGGCAAUGGAAAAACAAGAGGGCAUGAAGUGCAAUUUUUGUGGUGUUAGAGGAGAUCACCAUGACACCAGGACUUGCCCACUUAACCCCAAAAAUAAGGACAAGCAAAAGGACAUCUCUUCUGGUUCCGGCAGCAUCCGACACAUCACCAGCCACCCACAAAUGCUCAACUCUCAGCUUUUGGAUGUUGUAUGGAAACUAGAUGAUGAGCUUGAAGCUGAGAAUCACAAAUGA